AUGGCUGAGCCUCGUUGUGGAAUUCCGGAUGAUGUUCAUCCCGAGGUGAAAAAGAGAAAGAAAAGACAAGCUUCGUAUGGUCGAGGCUGGCGACAGAAGGUCAUCACGUGGCGACCAACCUCCUACUCAAGGAAGUUACCGAUCUACAAACAGUGGAAGACACUGAAAAUAGCAUUCCAGACUUGGGCCCAAGUUAUACCAAGACAUUUCAAGUACACAACAGAAAAUCCGGAUAUUGUCAUAAAGUUUGCAAGGGGUAUCCAUGGUGAUGGUUACUAUAAUGGAUUUGACGGAAGAGGGAUGACUCUGGCGCACGCUUUCCGACCCGGAAAACACCCCAUGUCUGGCGAUACCCACUUCGACGAUGACGAGGACUGGAGUAGGAACGGAACAGGAACCGCCACUAGUCCCGACCUCCUGGCUGUGGCCACUCACGAGUUUGGACACGCCAUUGGACUAGAUCAUUCCGCUGACUACACUAGUAUUAUGUCACCUUUCUUUUCUGCCAGUAGGACAGAACUCACACAAAGCGACAUCAGAGCAGCUCAAACUAUCUAUGGGUCAAAGGUAAUACAUGUUCCGCCACCUCGACGACGCAAUUCUGUUACAAGGACCACAUCAAAUAACCCCGGAUAUAGCACCACACCCAAACCUCGCCAAAGGUACAUAACUAAAAUGCCAACUACCACAACCACAGAUAACCCUAGGCAGAACACUAUACCGCAACGUCGAACCCGGUACAGACCUAGAACAGCGCCCGACAUACCAAAGUCCACACUGAAGAAAUUAUCCCAGUGCCAGGGUGUUGAUGCCAUGUUUAUGGGACAAGACGGUUAUGUCAGCGUCAUAGCAAAUGAAACAUUGUUCCAAGCGGACAGAAGGUCUGGUUCCUACCAGUCCUUUGCUUUGAGAUCAAUCUAUCCUAACGCACCACUUCCGAAAACGAAAUUCUGGGAAUGGAGUUUAUGGAAUGAUGACGUCAUUGGACGUAAGCAGCAUAACAUCAAGCAAUUUUGGAAAGGUGUGCCAAGCUCUCCUGAUGCUGCAGUUACCUGGACUGAUCAGGCCAUCUACUUCGUGAAAAAUAAUAUGUAUUACAAAGUCAGCCAAAGAACAAGAAGACUUUCAAGACGUUAUCCAAAGCGCAUGCCUGCACCGUGGAUGAGAGAUUUAUGUGAAAAUAACUGA
This is a messenger RNA of Mizuhopecten yessoensis (Yesso scallop), 1188 nucleotides long. Its product is annotated as matrix metalloproteinase-24-like. NCBI's taxonomy places the organism in Eukaryota, Metazoa, Mollusca, Bivalvia, Pectinida, Pectinidae. Gene Ontology annotation, cellular component: extracellular matrix. The record is from RefSeq and is a predicted model, not a curated record. Gene Ontology annotation, biological process: extracellular matrix organization; proteolysis; collagen catabolic process. The transcript is spliced from 8 exons. Bases 1 to 1188 code for a protein of 395 amino acids. Gene Ontology annotation, molecular function: metalloendopeptidase activity; zinc ion binding.